This is a messenger RNA of Actinia tenebrosa (Australian red waratah sea anemone), 2126 nucleotides long. RefSeq names its product QRFP-like peptide receptor. Gene Ontology annotation, cellular component: membrane. Lineage: Eukaryota; Metazoa; Cnidaria; Anthozoa; Actiniaria; Actiniidae. Gene Ontology annotation, molecular function: G protein-coupled receptor activity. Gene Ontology annotation, biological process: G protein-coupled receptor signaling pathway. The record is from RefSeq and is a predicted model, not a curated record.
ACCUGCGUUUGGAAAAUUACAUUAAUAAAAUAAAUAAGUCAGAUAUAAAAUUAAAACUUGGGUAACUAGCAGAGCAAUAGACGACGACGUGUAGAGGACCGCUGGUGAAGAUAGUGAUUUUCAACAGAAGUCAACUGUUCUUGAGGCUGUGCAGUUCUAUAGUAGAAGAAUUCAAGGAGGAGGAGAAAAAGAAGAAGAAGAAGAAGAAGAAGAAGAAGAAGAAGAAGAAGAGGAAAAUCAAGUAAAGAAAACUAAGACGAGCGAGAUAAUUAUUAAAUAUACAGCCCAACCAUGUCUCAACUUUAUACCAAUAACACACCGGCCCAAGUAGCCGUUGCUGUGUCUCUAUCUAUCCUAACAGUGGCUAACGUAAUAGGAAACAUCCUAGUUAUACUGAUCAUUCUGACCAAUAAAUCCAUGAAAUUACCAAUGAACUACCUCCUCGUCAACCUUGCUGUAGCUGAUAUAAUGGUAGGGAUAUUCCUUGCUCCACAGUAUGUUUUCAUCUCCUUUUUCAYUCAUCCUGACGGCGUUGCGGGAAAGAUAUUGUGCAAGGUGUUAACUGGUGGAUCRUUUGCUUGGAUAGGUGCUGUUGCUUCGUCAUUUACUCUCGUUUCUGURKCAUGUGAAAGAUAUUUUGYAAUCGUSCAUCCUUACUCUAUCAAGCUGAAACUAAAUAUGAAAAGGCUUAAAUUGAUCGUCAUCUUUUGUUGGCCUUACGCCUUGCUAUUUAACUUUCCUACAUUAUGGACACUUGACUUCAGUACAGAGGUACAGUCGUGCACGCAACAAUGGUCAAUGCAUCUCAUGUGGCUUUCUACUACUUACAGCACAUUAUGGUUGGUUUUUGUUGGAGUCAUUCCUAUUUCCAUCAUGUUUGUUCUGUACAGCAGAGUCAUCUACUCUCUUUGGUUCAAGCAACACCAAGUACAAGGUACACAACUAGCCUUGUUGAAGUCAAGGAAGAGAGUUACCAAGAUGAUGAUCAUUGUCAGUGUUGUAUAUGUUGUUUGCUGGCUUCCAAAUAUCUUGAUAUAUCUCUUUUCCAGUCAUGACACUGGACUCGUGUUGGCAAGUCUUCCAUAUGUAGCUAGCUUGGUGCUGGCUGCAUGUAAUUCCGCUAUAAACCCGUUCGUUUAUACUUUACAGAGCGAAAGGUUUCGCCGUCUUUUGAUGGGGUUACUUCGACUUAGGAAACAACGCCAAAAUUGCAUUGCUGUUGUCAAUCAGGGAAAGUCUUCCAUCAAAAAGUGCAACAUUUCUGGACCCGAGCUCGUAGAUACGAAGAAGAAUGCCGAAUAAAACAGUGUAGAAAAAGACAAAAACACAAACAAGCGAGGAGAGUUUUUGUGUGUCUUUCCUCUAUCAUUGACGAUUAAUUGCGUCAUCAAAUUGUCAAUUAAAGUAGUGUGGAUCCACGAGGCGUAGCCGAGACUUUACUCGUGUCUGGUAAGCUUUCUUCAAGAGGUCCUAUUAGUGUGUCCGCACAGUUAAAUCGAUAUCAUAUGAAUCCGCCAAUCAAAUACUGUAUGACCUGGUAGUAAAUUAUCGCAGUGCCACACUACAUCCCCAUUUCAAGCAGGCUUUCAACCUCCAUAAUGGAGUCUCGAGUUUACAUUGGUCUUGUCAACUAUUUUGCAGUGCGGCUUACAAUAUAUAAGAUUUAGUAAUGAAAAACAAAUGAAUGCUCCAUUGCAAUGGGGUUUCUUAAACCGCAAUAGUGGAGACUUGAGUUUACCCGUGGUAUUGUCAACUAUAGUUUGCAGUGGGGCCUCCAAUACAUAAGAUUUAUUUGUGUAAAACCAUAUAUCAAAAGUUAAUUAAAAUGAGAUAUCAAAACUAUUUUAGAUGUGUUAAUCAUCACAGUAAAUAAGCGAUCUAAGCGAACGCUGUUAAUAAAGACCUGAAAAAAUGAUUUCAGGCUUCAACGUGCGGGAAUCGAACCCAUGACCUCCGCAAUGCCGGUGCGAUGCUCUACCAACAGAGCUUUGAAGCCAAUCCUGUUGGUGAGCGGUCAUUUUUGUUGGGUUCAUCAAAAUCUGUUGUUGAAUUGAUGCAUUUGUUGACCCGCAUGCUAGGUCUAACUCUAGCAUCUGCUAUUAUUAAGUAAGAGUUAGUUACCGAGA